Gossypium arboreum is the source of this 3385-nucleotide messenger RNA. Its product is annotated as transcription factor bHLH145. Gene Ontology annotation, molecular function: protein dimerization activity. NCBI's taxonomy places the organism in Eukaryota, Viridiplantae, Streptophyta, Magnoliopsida, Malvales, Malvaceae. The record is from RefSeq and is a predicted model, not a curated record. The transcript has 3 exons. The coding region runs from base 1324 to 2394 and encodes 356 amino acids.
CACCCAACACCCACCCCACCGGCUCGAACUGUGCUUCAUUAUUGUUCACUAAUACCUUGCGUGCACUCCUCACGCACGCACGCACGCACGCACGUAUCAAACCUUUAAUCACUCUCUCUCUUUUUUCUUGCUUUUGUUUUUUAAUCUUUAAUUUUCUUUAAUAUAAUUUUUAUUAUUUUUGGUGUGACAAUCUAAUUUUCUUUAUAAAUAAUCUUAAUCGUAGCUUCCUUGCUUUACAUAAAUUUCCAUCGUUUGACUCUAAAACUCCAUUUUCCCAGUGUUUCUCAUUCUCAAGCUGCUUAAGGAUUGAAGCAAUUUGAAUUUGGUUCUUUUGUUUUAUCGAUUUGGGAUUUUGGGUUUUUUUCUUUGUUCAUCCUUUUCCCCGCUUUGUUCAUGGCUGGUUCUUGAAUAGGUUGUUUUAGAAGAAAAAGGGAAGUGUGGCGAUUUUCAUUGAAGAAAGAACAGUAUGCGGUGGUGGUUGAGUCUUUCUGUAGAUGUGUUUCGAAAAGUUGUCUCUUUGAACUUAUAUUGUAGAGUGAUUCUGUAAUUGCAUAAUCUAGAUUAGCAAGAACCCUAUUUUUGUACUCCGUUUCUUUUUAUUAUUCUUCCAUGGGAUCCACCUUUUUCGUUGUUGUUCCGUGUUAUGUUCGACAGAUUAGUUGAAAACCUUCAAACCCUUUCUCAAAUUCCUAAAUCUAGAGUUAGUCUUUUGAUUUUGGUAGGGAUAGUUUUUGUAGUGACAUUUGAGUUUUUGAUUGCCCUGGAUUGUGGAUUUUUGCCUAUUUUAAACACGUUGUCAUCCGGAAGAUAUCUAGUUUUCUGUCAUAUUGAAGGGUUGGAACGUAGUUAUGGUGUGCCAAGCAGCUGGCCAAACAAGAUUCCGGGCAUUGAAGUACGAAAAUGGUAUUGCAGGGAGUGCCACCAUUGUAGUUAGAGUCAUUGCAUGCUUUCAACCUCUUCAGGAUUGCCAGGUUCGAUUUUUGUUCGUUACUUGUCCUUGUAUUCAUGAAAGAACUAUAUACACUAACGUAGUUAAGUUAUUUUACAGUUAUUUUCUUAAUGCAUGAGAUCUCUUGUCCUUUAUGUUAUUGGUGAUUGGAAAGAAUGUUUGUGCAAAGCUUUUACUGAAUUCCCUUUAUUGGGUUUUUGCCAGGCUGAAUAUUUCCGUCAUUUGCUUAAGCCCGUUACGUAGAUUAGUUUUACGUUCCUGCAUUCAAGUUAAGCUGGAGUUUUUAGUUUUUUCGCUUGUUUUUGAGAGAAACUUCAAGUAAACAGCUAUUUCUACUGCUACAGCAUUUGAAUUCUGGCAAUUGUUCUGGUUAGAUGGGAGAAGGCCGUGGAUCCUGGUUUCCUUUGGCUUGGCAAUCACACAACAUGAAUCCUUUGGCCGCUCCACCUCCUUUGGGGCAGCAAAAUGCUAAUCCUCUAUUCAUAAACUCUGGCACUAAGAUGGUCUCCACCAGGGGGACUUUGCCGGUUUAUGGAUAUCAUGAUUUACCUCACUUGCGGAUUGGCCAAGUUAAUGAACCCCAGGGCUGGUUUCACUGUUCACCACGCUUUCAACAGGUCUUUGCACCUUCUUCAAACACUUUUUUGAAAGAGCAACUCCCAGCUAACCCUUAUGAGAAUCUUACGGAAAACAUUGUCCCAAAGGCAGGAUCUGGGUGUCCUCAGAAGAGAUUCCUUGUUUUUGACAAAUCUGGUGGUCAAACUACCCUGAUCUUUAGUUCUGCUUUUGGGACUCCUAUCAAGUGCAGUUCUUUGGGUCCCAAUUUGCCUUUUGGUUGUAACUUGAAUAAGGAGGAUCCCAUGGCUACAGUGAACCCGAAUCUUCACCCUGGACCAAUAUCUAAAGAUGUAUUUGAUGACAAUGAGACUAAUGUGCAAAGUGAAAUGCAUGAGGACACUGAAGAACUCAAUGCUCUGCUUUAUUCCGAUGAUGAUAGUGAUUAUACCGAGGAUGAAGAAGUGACAAGCACGGGUCACUCUCCUAGCACAAUGACAGCUCACUGUGAGCAAUUUGAGGGAGGUGCUGAAGGGGUUGCUAGCUCGAGUGGUCUAACCAAAAAGCGAAAACUGCUCGAUGGCAGUAAUGAUUAUACGCCAUUGCUUAUGGACAAUACUAGUUCGUUGAAUCAUUGCAGAUGUUCCGAGCAGGAGGAUGAUGCAGAUUCCUGUUUUGCCAAUGGCCAAAAUCUAAGAUCCGAUGGUAUGCAUUUAUCUUCAGGCAACAAGAGAAUGAGAAUUGAUAAAAUUCGUGAGACUGUGAGUGUAUUACAAAGCUUAAUUCCUGGUGUAGCGGGCAAGGAUGCAAUCGUGGUUCUUGACGAAGCCAUUGAUUACUUAAAAUCCCUGAAACGCAAAGCAGAAACCUUGGGACUUAGUACUCCAUGAGUUGCCACUAUUCAUAUUAGUAGUGUUAGUUAUAACAUCUGUCAUUAUUAGUCAUUGUUAACGGAGGGAACUAAAUAAAUGAAGUUUACGCAGUCGUGGUUGGAGUUGCAUGCAUUACACAUAAUCCAGAGAUGAAUAUGAAGAUAGUGGAGAGGGAACUCAAACCCCAUUGUGUAUUUCAUGAAUGAUUUGAGCUGGAAACCAUUACUUUUGGUUUGAAAUCUCUCAAAAUCUGUAGAAAGCAGGAUAGUGAAGGAUUGUGAAUGAUUAGUCUUGGGGUUUAGAGAAAGCAGCAGCACUCACCUGGGUGAGAAGAUUGGGUUGUUGAAGAGGGGACCCUCAUAAAGGGUGGGCUAAAUGCACGCUUCUUAGAUGGUUUGGGUCCCAAUAAUCACUUUGUUCACCCUUUAUUGUAGUGAUUGUCAAGUUUUAAUCCUUGUGGCUUUCCCUUUUUCUUUGAUGUAGAAAACUGCACGAGCCAAUCUCCCAUUUCAUCAUCCAACUUGUUGUCUGAUGGGGCCCCUAGAUAUUGUGAGUUGUGUUGCUUCGGCUUUUGAACAUGGGUAUGAAAAUAUGAUCUUGAAAGCCCUUUGAUAAAUCUAAACAUGCUCAUGUUCAACAUAUACGGAUGCAGCUGAGUACGGAGUAACUUUCAUGGAUUACGUGUAUUUGUUGUUGUGGUAUGCUGCGCGUAUCAUAUGGGUGCUGUUCAACUUUGAGAUCGUAAAUUGUAAUGCUUGGAUGGGUUAAGCAAUGGUUGGAUGUAAUAUAAAUUUAUAAAAAGGUGUGGUGUGAUGUUAUCAAUUUAUUUUGUCUUUAAACCUAUGUAAUUGCGUUGCAUGCCCGCAUCUAUGCAUGGGACAAGGAUUGUGUUAAGGCCGAGACUCUUGGCUUAGGUCCUUGCAACGCCCCUCCCCUCUGAAAUAGUGCGAACAUUUCCCGUUUGAUUCCAGUUUAAUCUACGCAUUUUUAUUACAAUGAUAAUUUAAAA